UAUAGUCACUGUUCAUACAUUCCUAUGUUUCCACGUAUAGGGUCGAAACAUUCUUUGAGUGUGUUUGAGUAUUCCCUCACUAUUGUUCGGCGAAAACGUGGUCAUUUGUAACGUUACAGAUUUAUUUGUAUUGUAUAAUAAUGGGGAAAGGACGGCAACAUAAACCUAAAAAAAGUUUUGCUGAGAAACGUCGUGAGAAACAGAAGAAGAAGGAUGAGUGGAACAAUGUAUUACACCAAAGCUAUGCAGACAUUGUCCGAGAAAACAAGGAUUUUGAGAACUACUAUAAAACUCAGAAAAUUGUUCCUGAAGAUCAGUGGGAUUCCUUUAUAGACACUAUGAAAAAGAACCUUCCAGUAGCAUUUAGAAUUACAGGAUCAAAAGGAGAAACUAGAUUAUUACUUGAAACUAUUAAAAGUAGUUUCUUUAAGGAGAUCUUGAAUACACAAGCAAAGGAAAGUUCAGAAAAUAAUGAAGAACCAAAAGAGAUAUUGAAAUGUAUACCAUUUUACCCUGAUGAACUAGCUUGGCAAUUACAGUUGACCAGAAAAGAUAUCAGAAGAUCUGAAGCAUAUUUUAAAUUACAUAAUUUUCUAAUUGUUGAAACUGAUUGUGGAGGUAUCAGUAGGCAAGAGGUGGUCAGUAUGGUACCACCUCUAGUAUUAGAUGUUAAACCUUCCCAUAAGGUUUUAGAUAUGUGUGCAGCACCAGGAUCAAAAACAGCUCAACUGAUAGAGAUGAUACAUUCCGAAGAAGGAGGUGGACUUCCAGGUGGUUUUGUAAUAGCCAAUGACCUUGACAAUAAUCGUUGUUAUAUGCUUGUACAUCAGGCAAAGAGAUUAAAUAGUCCUAUUGUUUUGAUCACAAACUAUGAUGCCUCUGUACUGCCUAAGUUUACUGUUGGCAAACCAGAUGGUACCAAAGAAAUAUUGCAAUUUGAUAGAAUACUUGCAGAUGUACCAUGUAGUGGUGAUGGUACCAUGAGAAAAAAUCCUGAUAUCUGGUGUAAGUGGAGUCCAGCAAAUGGUAAUCAUCUUCAUGGAAUUCAGUAUAGGAUAGCAAAGAGAGGAUUGGAAUUACUAGCAGUUGGAGGAAGGAUGGUGUAUUCCACCUGUUCACUAAAUCCAAUUGAAAAUGAAGCAGUGCUUCACAGACUGCUUCUUGAAACUCAGGAUUCUGUAAGACUAGUUGAUUGCAGGGAUUUAGUGCCUGGAUUAGUAUGCAAUCCAGGUGUAACACAUUGGAUGCCAGCGUCGAAAAAUUUACAAUAUUACGAAACUUGGGAAGAUGUGCCCGAACAGUUGCAAACACAAAUUCGGCCGCAAAUGUUUCCUCCUAAAGCGGAGGAUGCUGCCAAAUUUCAUUUAGAACGAUGUAUGAGAAUAUUACCACAUCAUCAAGACACCGGCGGAUUCUUUGUGGCUGUCUUGGAAAAGGUAACGAGGUUACCAUGGGAACGUGAAUCUUGCACGAAUAAUGUGACUGCAACUAAAGAAGACAGUAAUAAAUUAAGUUCAGAGGUACAAGUAAAAAAAGACACUGGAGAUAAUUCGAAAGAAGGUAAUAAUGAAUUGACUGCAACUAAAGAAGACAGUAAUAAAUUAAGUUCAGAGGUACAAGUAAAAAAAGACUCUGGAGAUAAUUCGAAAGAAGGUAAUAAUGAAUUGAGUUUAGAGGAAGAAGUGAUACAAGACUUACAAGAGGGUAAAAGGCCAUUGGAAGAUGAAAACAAAUUACGGGAACCUAGAAGAAAACGUAAAAAAUUUACGGGAUAUAAAGAAGAUCCGUUUGUGUUCUUCCAGGAUGAUAAGGAAGAUGUAUGGUUGUCUAUUAAAAAAUUCUAUGACAUAUCCGAUGAGUUGGAUCCCAGGUGUCUGCUGGUGCGAUGUCUUAGCAUGAAAAAGAAAAAUAUUUAUUAUACGUCACCGGAGAUUCGUAGCAUUGUUAUCGCUAACGAAGAUCAUAUUAAAUUAAUAAAUACUGGAGUAAAAACGUUUGUACGUUGUGAGAACAAAAAUAUGAAUUGUCCGUUUAGACUAGCACAGGAAGGGAUACAAUGUAUUAUUAAAUAUAUGGGGGAUUCUAGGAAAAUCAGGGUAACUAAAGAUGAUCUGAUAAUGAUUUUAAAAAAUUUUGAUCCAAUGACACCGCCUGAAAUAACCAAGCUUGAUGCUGGAACUCAAGAACGCUUAAAUAAUUUUGCGAUGGGAAGUUGUAUACUUAUAUACGAAGAAAAUGAAACCGACCAUCCGAAUCCAUUGAAAUUGCAAAUAGUUGGAUGGCGAGGAACUAUGUCUCUAAGAGCCUAUGUUCCCAAAAAUGACGCGAUUCAUUACUUACGACUACUAGGAGCUGAUUGCUCUCAGUUUGAGAAAAAUAAGUUUAAGGAAAAUCGUGAAUCUAUGCCUACCGAAGAAUUGAAUAGCACGGAAAUCGCUAACAAUGUUGCUGAAGAAAAUGGUGACAUUGAGAUGGAGAAUGAAUCAGAACUUUGAGUUAAAAAAAGAACACAUCAUAAUGCAACUUGCUGUUCCUUUAAUAUUUUUAGAGACAUCAGUUUAUUUUAUAAGGAAGAACAAAAAAUUUUUUAUUUUGUUUAACUGUUGAUAACAGUAUUCUCCAUAUGGAGAAGCGACAAGAUAAAUAUAAAUGUACUAUGAUGAAAUAUAUUGUAUAAAAAAUGAAAUAAAACGAUUUCACAGGAGAAAA
Messenger RNA from Osmia bicornis bicornis, 2709 nucleotides. It is a transcript of the gene Nsun2, whose product is annotated as tRNA (cytosine(34)-C(5))-methyltransferase. The record is from RefSeq and is a predicted model, not a curated record. Gene Ontology annotation, cellular component: nucleus; cytoplasm. Lineage: Eukaryota; Metazoa; Arthropoda; Insecta; Hymenoptera; Megachilidae. The transcript has 9 exons. Bases 141 to 2495 code for a protein of 784 amino acids. Gene Ontology annotation, biological process: tRNA methylation. Gene Ontology annotation, molecular function: tRNA (cytidine-N5)-methyltransferase activity; tRNA binding.